Molecule: messenger RNA, 1920 nt
Organism: Calypte anna (Anna's hummingbird)
Lineage: Eukaryota; Metazoa; Chordata; Aves; Apodiformes; Trochilidae
Gene: RAPGEFL1
Product: Rap guanine nucleotide exchange factor like 1
Exons: 15
Coding region: 32-1891 (619 amino acids)
Biological process (GO): positive regulation of GTPase activity; Ras protein signal transduction
Cellular component (GO): plasma membrane
Molecular function (GO): guanyl-nucleotide exchange factor activity
Source: RefSeq, a predicted model, not a curated record
GAGCCACCGUCGCCGCCGCGCCCGGGCGGCCAUGAAGCCGCUGGAGAAGUUGCUGAAGAAGCCGGGCUCGCACCUGCCCGCCCGACCCGCCGCCGCACCGGCACCGGCACCGGGACCGCGGCGGCAGAGCCUGUCUCGCCCCCCCGCCUCCCCCGAGGAUCCGGCGGGACCGCAGCCGGGGGGUGAGGGUCGGUGGUUGGAGCUGCGGCCACCCGAGGCUCCGCUCCGCUCCCCGGAGGAGCCAUCGCCGGGUGGCGACCGGGACCGGGAGCCGCCGAGCCCCGAGCCACCGCCCGCCGCCCGCUGCGGCUGCGCCCCCCCCGCGCCCGCGGCCCCCGAUCGGCUCCUGGAGCGGCUGCUGGAGCGACUGCCCGCGGGUGGGGGGCACGGCCGGGGCUGCCCAGCAGACUCACUGCUGGAUGACAUCGUGCUCACACACUCACUCUUCCUGCCCACCGAGCGCUUCCUGCAGCAGCUGCACCAGCAUUUCGUAGCGGUGGGGGGCAGCCCCCCGCCCCACUGGGAGGAGGGGGCCGGGCUGCGGCGCAAGCGGGCAGUGCUGUCCGUGCUGCUGCAUUUCCUCGACACCUACAAGGGGCUGCUGCAGGAGGAGGAGAGCGCCGGGAAGGUGAUCAAGGAGCUUUAUCUGCUGAUUAUGAAGGACACGUCCCUCUACCAUGACCUGGAGGAUGAGAUCCUCAAGCUGCACCAGCUUGUGGAGACGGUGGAGCUCAAGGUGGCCGAGGAGACCCCCCCCCCGAACAAGCAGGUGAAGCCGCUGUUCAGGCACUUUCGCCGCAUCGACUCCUGCCUGCAGACCCGCGUGGCCUUCCGGGGCUCUGACGAGAUUUUCUGCCGUGUCUACAUGCCCGACCACUCCUACGUCACCAUCCGCAGCCGCCUCUCGGCCUCGGUGCAGGACAUCCUGACCUCUGUCACUGAGAAGCUGCAGUACUCGGAGGAGCAGAGCACCCGCGAGGACGCCCUCAUCCUCGUCACUAUGGCCUCUUCUGGAGAGAAAGCGGUGCUGCAGCCCAGCGAGGAGUGCGUCUUCACCACCCUGGGCAUCAACAGCCACCUCUUCGCCUGCACCAGGGACACCUUCGACUCCUUGGUGCCACUGCCCGAGGAGAUCCAGGUGGUCCCUGGGGACACAGAGAUCCAUCGUGCCGAGCCGGAGGAGAUCGCCAACCACCUCACUGCCUUCCACUGGGAGCUCUUCCGCUGCAUCCACGAGCUGGAGUUUGUGGACUACGUGUUCCAUGGGGAGCGGGGCCGGCGGGAGACGGCAAACCUGGAGCUGCUGCUGCAGCGGUGCAGUGAGGUGCAGCACUGGGUGGGCACUGAGCUCCUGCUCUGUGAGUCACUGGGCAAGCGUGCCCACCUCCUCAAGAAGCUCAUCAAGAUCGCUGCCAUAUGUAAGCAGAACCAGGACAUGCUCUCCUUCUAUGCCAUCGUCAUCGGGCUCAACAAUGCUGCCAUCAGCCGACUGCGCCUCACCUGGGAGAAGCUCCCUGGGAAAUUCAAGAACCAGUUUCGGAAGUUUGAGAACCUGACGGACCCCUGCAGGAACCACAAGACUUAUCGUGAGGUGCUGGCCAAGAUGAAACCCCCCCUCAUCCCCUUUGUGCCGCUCAUCCUCAAAGACCUGACAUUCCUGCAUGAAGGCAGCAAGACCCUCCUGGAUGGGCUGGUCAACAUGGAGAAACUGCACUGCAUUGCUGAGAAAGUGAGGACCAUCCGCAAGUACCGCAGCCGCCCGCUCUGCCUGGAGCUGGAGGCCUCCCCGGGGCAGCUGCAGACCAAGGCUUACGUGCGGCAGCUCCGGGUCAUCGACAACCAGAACCUGCUCUUCGAGCUCUCCUACAAACUGGAGCCGGGCGGACAGUGAGGGCCGGGGGGGGGGGUUAGGGGGGCAAA